Penicillium oxalicum is the source of this 3189-nucleotide messenger RNA. Its product is annotated as phosphatase family protein. The transcript has a single exon. Gene Ontology annotation, molecular function: phosphatidylinositol-4,5-bisphosphate 5-phosphatase activity. Gene Ontology annotation, biological process: phosphatidylinositol dephosphorylation. The record is from RefSeq and is a predicted model, not a curated record. NCBI's taxonomy places the organism in Eukaryota, Fungi, Ascomycota, Eurotiomycetes, Eurotiales, Aspergillaceae. The coding region runs from base 1 to 3189 and encodes 1062 amino acids.
AUGUCGGUCGAUGCGCAGCAAAAGGCGACACUUCCAGGAGCCUUCCCCCGAGAUCCAACGUCCGAGGAAAUGGAGGUAAUCGACCAUUCCGGACUCGAUCUUCAGUCGUUGACCCGUGCGAUGAAAGCCAGGGCAGUUGAUUUUACGCGCCGAAGAUCUGUCUCGGUCAAGAUUGGCACAUGGAAUGUUGCUGCCAUCUCGGGCACCGAAAAGGAUGUUGGAAAAUGGUUUGUGCAGGAGGAAGGGGCGAGCAUGCCCUCCCCCAACUCCUCCAAGGGUUCUCGAUCUGGCGGUGACAUGGCUACCGGUAGCUCAUCAUCAGAGGGUGCUGGCAAUGGAUCAAGCAGCAGCACCCCGAACGCACAAACAACGUCUCAACAUAACCCAGAAAAAGUCGAUCUUUAUGUUUUGGGGCUACAAGAGAUUGUUGAUAUUUCCUCACCAGCCGAGGCUCUGCGGCCCUACACGGACCAAGGCCCGGCUAGGCGAUGGAAAGAGGCAGUACAACAAGCCCUUCCACCGGGAUACGAACUGGUGUCUGAGGUUCAACUCCUUGGCCUCUUUCUCGUAAUAUAUGCGUCGCCCGCAAUUCGCGACAGCAUAUCAUCGGUCAGUAGCACAUCCGUCGGCACGGGGUUGAUGGGAUACAUGGGCAACAAAGGCGCUGUUGCAACUCGUAUUGUCAUCGGUGAGGUCGCUCGUCUCGUGUUUGUGAACUGCCACCUCGCAGCGGGAUCAGACAAGGGCAGUCUCGAUCGACGCAACUGGGAUGCAUCACAAAUUACUCAGCGCGCCAAAUUUGAGCCGGUUGAGUCAGAUGAUGGAUCCAAAGAGAAGCAAAGCGAUAGCAUCGGCGACGAGGACUUUACUUUCUGGUUUGGUGAUCUGAACUAUCGACUUGAUGACAUACCGGGGGAUGAUGUGCGGCAAGUACUAGCUCGUCACACAGUCAACGCAUACGAUUCUGCUCUAAAAGGCGAUUCUUCAUCGUCGUUAUCUUCCGAGGGAGAGGAGCUGUCGAUAUCCAGUGCGGAUGAGGUCAUGGAUCCCCGCGAUGAUCCUGCGUCACUUCAAACCACCAUCUCAUCUCUGAUCACUCACGAUCAACUGCGAAUUCAGCAAGAAAGGGGCAUUGCUUUCCAUAGAGGUUGGCGAGAGGGUGAGAUCACCUUUUUGCCGACCUAUAAAUAUGACGUGGGAAGCGUCGCCAUGUUCGAUUCGAGUGAGAAACAUCGCGGCCCGAGUUGGUGUGAUCGCAUCCUCUUCCGCACGCAAAAUGAUAUCAUCAAACAUGAGCAGAUGAAUCGCCUGGCGGAAGAGGCACGGAAACGAGAUAAGGAAAUGCAGGCCCGUGGCUUAGAUACAGCAGUUGCGGACUACAAUGUCUUGUUUGACUAUGAUCCCGAAGUCGAUGGCUCAAUGGAUGGCGAUGGAUACGACUCUGACGCGGAUGCUGCAGGAGAGAACGUCACUUCUUCUGCGGAAGAGGAUACGGAACCAGACUCUGUUCAUCAGCACCACUAUGGCUCUUACCAGGGCAUCUGUUCGUCAGACCACAAGCCUCUGGACGCUGUUUUCACUCUGACAUUCGAUGCGGUCGACCCCGGUCUCAAAGCGCAAGUACACCAAGAGGUUGUCCGGGAAUUGGAUAAGGCCGAGAACGAGGCUCGACCAGGGUUGACUGUCGUCGUGGACGCCCAUGUUGACGAGAAAGGAUCGGAACGCGAUCACAACACCAUCAAUUUUGGUGAAGUCCAAUAUGACGUUCCAGUCCAUCGAAGUUUGACUGUCGCAAACACGAGCGGCGCCCCUGCCAAGUUUUCAUUUGUUGAGCGAGUCACUCUGGACAAUGGAUCAACCAAUCCGGCAAAUUGGUUGGACAUUCAAGUCCAUCAUUCCACAUCUCCCGAUUCCGAGCUAACUCCGGGUGUGUCGUCUAACCCUCAUAAUUCUCACACCCUGAAUCCUGGGGAAGUAGCCCAUAUCGAUGUCAUCGCGCAUGUCCGCAGCAUUGAACAUGUUCGCUUAUUGAACUUGCACAAAACAAAACUUGAAGAGAUUCUCGUCCUCCAAGUAGAUGGUGGUCGUGAUCAUUUCAUCUCAGUCUACGGCAAAUGGGCUCCAACAUGCUUUGGAUUCAGUAUUGAAGAAUUGACUCAAUUGCCUGAACAGGGUGCUCGAAGUCUCAGUGGCGACUUUGGGACUCAAGGCGACAAAGAGACUGACGGAGGGCGACUUUCCGCUCCACGUGAACUUUUCCGGCUCACGGAGUCCAUUUCGGAGCUGGCAGAGCGCGCUGUGGCAGAAUGGAGCAUGAUGAAAGGCGAAUCAGAGGAGGAACAGCCACCAUGGAGCAAGGAGCCAGCCGGUCUUGCAUGGCCGUUCCAGCCAGAAACGUGGACUCUCACUGAUCCGCAAACGCGGGGCUCACUUCUCGCGUCCAUCCGAGAAUCGCUCGAUACCAACGGGUCUUUGUCAAGUGUUUUCAGUCCAGAAACCCCGUCGUUACACCGACUCGAGCUGUUGGCAGAAACGCUCCUCUUCUUUCUUGACUCAAUAAAGGAUGGCAUUGUCACGGCGAGCGUGUGGCAGCGGAUGGAGCAUCAGAUCGUCGCUCGUGAGAAAUCGAAAGCGCCACCUUUGUCAUGGGAAGAGAUGCAGGCAUGGGUUCUUGAGAGUCUAGCAUACUCUCCCGCACACAGUGUCUCUUUUACCUUUGUUACAUUUAUGCUCGCUCGUCUUGCCAACGAAGUCGCGCCUGUUCCUCCGGCCGCGGGGUCACGUACAAGCAUUUCGAGAGACAAAACACAAAACGACUUGUCUACGAAUACCAGCGAAUCGUCCAGACGUUCUCAUGAGAGGUCAUCGUCAAAUAUCAGCUCGCCAAACUCGACCCCACCUACUUCAGCUACAGCCAGAGUGAUCAUCUCCGGUGGGAGCUUGCGUCGUGAUUCCCGCUUUGCGGACCCCGAACCGGCAUUGAGUAUCACAGCCAAGGCAGCAGCACGCCGCGGGAAGGUCGAACGAGCACUGGCCGGGGCUUUCUCUCGCGUUUUGAUCUCGUCAGAAGUUCCUCUUCCCUCCAAAGAUAAGGAACGACGCGCAUCCGACGAGCGUAAGAGGAGUAUCAUCGAGCCGUUCUUGAAGAUGGUUGGCGUUGAUGAACGAGGUCCAUCUGGCGGGCGAUGA